GUCCCGUGAUCAGCUUCCCGUUUGGCUUCUCCCCCGGUCCCUCGUCGUGCCCUCGCUUCGCCUCCUCGUUCGCGCUCCCAAAUUUGUUGCGGCGGUGCGGCGGCGGGUGGUAGCGGCGAUGAGGAUCGAGGAGGUGCAGUCGACGUCGAAGAAGCAGCGCAUCGCCACCCAUACCCACAUCAAGGGCCUCGGUCUCGACACCAAUGGGAUGGCGAUUUCGUUGGCGGCAGGGUUCGUGGGCCAGGCGGCGGCGCGCGAGGCGGCUGGGCUGGUGGUCGACAUGAUUCGCCAGAAGAAGAUGGCCGGCCGCGCGCUGCUACUUGCGGGCCCGCCCGCCACGGGCAAGACGGCGCUAUCGCUCGGCGUAGCCCAGGAGCUCGGCAGCAAGGUCCCUUUCUGUCCUAUGGUAGGAUCAGAAGUGUACUCCUCAGAGGUCAAGAAAACUGAGGUGCUGAUGGAAAAUUUCCGUAGAGCUAUAGGUUUGCGUAUAAAGGAAAAGAAAGAAGUUUACGAAGGAGAGGUUACAGAACUUUCCCCAGAAGAGGCUGAAAGUACAACCGGUGGAUAUGUGAAAAGCAUUAGCCAUGUAAUCAUUGGCCUAAAGACUGUGAAAGGGACUAAGCAACUGAAGUUAGAGCCUUCAGUUUAUGAUGCUUUGAUCAAGGAAAAGGUGGCAGUGGGUGAUGUUAUAUACAUCGAAGCAAAUAGUGGUGCAGUGAAAAGAGUUGGUAGAUGUGAUUCUUUUGCUACAGAAUACGAUCUUGAAGCUGAAGAGUAUGUUCCUAUCCCCAAAGGCGAAGUCCAUAAGAAAAAGGAAAUAGUGCAGGAUGUCACACUUCAUGACCUUGAUGCAGCAAAUGCACAGCCACAAGGAGGCCAAGAUAUUUUAUCCCUUAUGGGCCAGAUGAUGAAACCACGAAAGACUGAAAUCACCGAAAAGCUACGUCAAGAAAUCAAUAAGGUGGUGAAUAGAUAUAUUGAGGAAGGAAUUGCAGAGCUUGUACCUGGUGUUUUGUUCAUUGAUGAGGUCCACAUGUUGGAUAUCGAAUGCUUUUCUUAUCUUAAUCGUGCACUGGAGAGCCCUUUAUCACCAAUUGUGAUACUUGCUACGAAUAGGGGAAUAUGUAAUGUAAGAGGAACUGAUAUGACAAGUCCACAUGGUAUACCAGUGGAUCUUCUAGAUAGGUUGGUGAUUAUUCGGACAGAAACAUAUGGCCCUGCUGAGAUGAUACAGAUAUUGGCAAUCCGAGCACAAGUGGAGGAGAUUGAUAUCGAUGAAGAAAGUCUUGCUUAUUUAGGCGAGAUCGGACAGCAGACAUCUUUGAGACAUGCUAUUCAGUUGCUAUCACCUGCCAGCGUGGUUGCAAAGACUAAUGGAAGAGAAAAGAUCUGCAAGGCUGAUCUUGAGGAAGUUAGUGGUCUCUAUUUGGAUGCCAAAUCUUCGGCUCGUCUGCUCCAGGAGCAACAAGACAGAUACAUCACCUAGAUUUCUCCUGUUGUAGAAAGCUCGAAGAAAAUGUAGUUGCCAGCUCAAGGCCAUGUAGCAUCGAUCUGCUUCACAUCUGGGGGAAGUUAUUUUUGUAGUGCCAGCUUAUGGCUUCGGUUAGUCUCCAGAGAGGACUUGGUUCCGGUAUAUUGCUUGUCCACAUACUGUUCGCUGAUUAGAUUGACAAUUGGUGCAGGAAUUGCCGUGUAUUUUCGCCCUUGCUAAUCGAUGUCACAGAAUCUGUGCACCCACGAGUUGUAUUGGCCCAAAUUGGUCGUGACCCUUUUAUGUGUAGGAUUCAUUGAAUGCAACUUUUGUGGCUUUAUUUUUAAAAUAAA
This is a messenger RNA of Sorghum bicolor (sorghum), 1824 nucleotides long. Its product is annotated as ruvB-like protein 1. Gene Ontology annotation, molecular function: ATP binding; ATP hydrolysis activity; DNA helicase activity. Gene Ontology annotation, cellular component: Swr1 complex; NuA4 histone acetyltransferase complex; R2TP complex. NCBI's taxonomy places the organism in Eukaryota, Viridiplantae, Streptophyta, Magnoliopsida, Poales, Poaceae. The record is from RefSeq and is a predicted model, not a curated record. Gene Ontology annotation, biological process: box C/D snoRNP assembly; regulation of transcription by RNA polymerase II; chromatin remodeling. The transcript has 12 exons. Bases 119 to 1486 code for a protein of 455 amino acids.